Toxoplasma gondii ME49 is the source of this 1257-nucleotide messenger RNA. RefSeq lists its product as hypothetical. The record is from RefSeq and is a predicted model, not a curated record. The transcript has a single exon. NCBI's taxonomy places the organism in Eukaryota, Apicomplexa, Conoidasida, Eucoccidiorida, Sarcocystidae. Bases 315 to 1085 code for a protein of 256 amino acids.
UGCGUGGUUGGUACCAUCUCCAAAUAUCAGAGAUAAAAGAGCGUAUUUUGUCUCCGGGAGAACGUGCAGGCCGCGACGCUUUCGAUAUAGGCACACGAAAUUGGCUGGGCGGAGUCAAAAGAGGGGGGAAGAGUGCAGAAACUCGGGCGUGGAAGUGGAGAGAGAAGCCGCUUUUCGUCUCUCCCUGUCUGCGUCUCGUCUCUCUCGUUUUUCUCAGCUCUCUCUCUCGGUCUUCUUUGUCUUCUCUCGGGGCCUCUGUGUGGCUUUGUCGUCUGCGCCUCGCCGAGCGCGGGCGAGGUUGGAGCAGCCAGGGAAUGAGUCGGUUUUCGCAGAAAGAUGUGAAAGCGUCCGCGUGCAGACGAGAAAGCACAGGAAGCAAGCGUUCCACCUUUUUGGGUGUCUUUACACCCGAAAAGCGGCGAGUGUUUUCGAGCGCUGCCUCGUCUUCCUCCUCGACCUUGUCCUGGGCCCCACGCAGGUUUGCAGGCGACUUUGCGGGUCUCUCCAUGCGCCGCAUGCGUCUUUUUUUCUUUUUCCUGUCGACUCUCGGACACCGAGACGCAGAGGUUCAUCUGUGCGAGUCUGUUCUUCGCAGAAAAAGGCGAGUCCGUGUGUCGAAGCAAGCCAUCGCUGCAUGUGGCUACAACUUCUCGUUCGGUGUCGGCUCUGCGCUCCUCUCGCCCUCGACUGGCUUGGUCCUUGUUGCCUCUCUCGCUCGUUGUGUCUUCUUUUCCGGUCUCUCUGCUUCCUGUAGAGGCACACGUCUUUCUUCGGAUGUCUCCCGCUUUCCCCUUGAACAGGAAGACAGGAGACGCUCUCUUCUCCCAGAGAUAAGCCGCGGGCGAACAAAGACCUCUUCAUGCACAGAGAAGGAGCUGGCGAGAAGGUUUCUGCAGCUCAGUCGAUCUCUUCUGAAAUCCACCAACGCAGACAGACGAAAAUGGAGAAGGAAAGGAAAGCAACAAGUUAGGAGGCAGGAGGGAGCAAAGCUCGGACGCCCAGCCCCUGCUGUCUCCGAUCUGCGGCAACGACCUGAGACACCAGCAGACACGUUCUGCGCCCAGAAACUCCUGUUGCCGUCCUGAGGAACUCUUUCGUCCUUGUCUCUCUCCUCCACUUCUUCUUGGUCUGCUCUCCCCUACGCGACCUUCGCCUCGGGCAGCCUCUCCUCUCUUCUUUCCUUCUCAUCAACCUGCGCUCGACUUCUCUCUCGUGUCUGAGAACAGUCGACCUCGUCUGCCUUCCUCGUCACCCGCA